Molecule: messenger RNA, 1851 nt
Organism: Sclerotinia trifoliorum
Lineage: Eukaryota; Fungi; Ascomycota; Leotiomycetes; Helotiales; Sclerotiniaceae
Source: the annotation of a GenBank genome assembly
CCUUAGUCCUGUGGAUCUACCAUUGAUCAUUCGAAAAUACCUUCCAUUCCAAUUCUUUAUCGAUAGGAAAAUAUUAUUGGGGAAUUAUCUAUUCCCAAUCAGAAUCUACCGAUAAACCUUGAGGUUUCUCGCAGAUUCGCUUCAUUUUAAUUGUGUAACGGUACUCUGUACCCCAAACCUUACCCAACAUCAACAUUUACCUUGUCGCCUUACAUCGGAAAAUUUCAACAUUCGAAGCCUCAUCCGUUAACCUACGCCUUACAUACCGUACCUACUGCGUACUUACAUACUUACAUACUUACAUAUCUACAUACCACAUAUCACACACCACAUUCCUCAGAAAUCGCAAACAACCAUGAAUAUGCAGACAGCAGGGGAUAUCCCCAUGAUUGUUAAAUCAGAGAACUCCGGAUCAGAGCGUCGUAUUACCCCAUCCUGGUCCAUUGGUCAACUGAAAUCCAAACUUGUACCCGUGACCGGUAUCCCUUCGUCAGAUCAAAAGCUCACCUUGUGGAUCAACAAUCAACGGUCAAUUGAUAUUCAAGCUGUCGAUGAAGAGAACACGCAAUUAACCAACUUCCCACUGGCACCGCAUGCCGUUAUUCACGUGAGUUCGGGAAAUUUCUUUAGCUUCGUAACGCGAAACAUGUCGUGGUACUCUAAGACCUUAUCAUUCUGCAAGGCUGUCUGUACACCGGAUCCCACGGAUGUUUUUUUCCAACUCCAUAUGAGACUUGAUCUUCGGUAUCGCAUUGCUACUAGACCAGGUUGUCAUUUCUACAUCAUAUGAUAGUUCAUGCCGAUGUGUACCAGGUUGCCCCAAUAGUUCAUUCCAUGAUACUUAAGUCAUUGAGUUGAUGAAUCUAAAUUUGUAUAGUCUACUCAUCUCGCUGAUAUUGCUUUGCGUGGGUUAGUCUCCUUCCAUACAGCCGGGCCAAGUGUUCCAUGAUGCUUCGAGUGGAUAUUUCUUGACACGGACAUGACAAGUUUUGUUCGUUGUCCAUGAACUAUUUGCCGUAGAGUGAGCUCCAUCAGGUGGAUUCAUUAUUGCAUGAAUGUGGUCUCACUCUGAGUCAAGGUGGUGUGCUGUAUCCGAAGUCUAAACAAGCAUUCAAUACCUGCAAGCACAAACUAUUCUCCUUUUCAAGUCUGGCAAUGCUCUAUGACGGCACGCAUCACUUUAUGUCUUUCCGAAUCUAUUGUGCGGAACCUUUCGCCAAUUAAGCUUGGCUAAUCUUAAGAAGUGCUAACACAAUUCCUCCCAGGUAACUGAUACCCGUGCUCCUGGACUACGUGAAAAUUACACCGAUGUUUCCGCGGUCGAGAAAUACACACUUCCUGUAGAAUCUUACGAGAAACGAAGUGACAGCGUUCUUUCCUGGAAAAAGAAUGAAAAGCUUGGACGAUUCAACCCAGAUGCUCCAAGUCUUCUCGAUGCCAAGCUCGCAGUCUACGACAAUGAGAUUAAAGAGAAAGGUAUUUCAGUAGGAAAGAGAUGUCGAGUUGGAGAAGAUGAUUCCCGAAGAGGUGAAGUGAUGUAUGUAGGCGACGUUGAAGAAAUUCCUGGUGGAGCAGGUAAAUGGAUCGGGAUCAAAUUAGAUGAACCUGUUGGAAAGAAUGAUGGUAGUUUAGGUGGAAAACGAUAUUGGGGUAAAGAGGGUGAUGGAAAAUUCGGUGUCUUUGUUAGACCUGAAAGAGUUACCGUGGGAGAUUUUCCUGUAUUGGAUGAUUUGGAGGAUAUGGAGGAGAUGUAGUUGUUGUUGAUACCUAUUUGUAUGGUGUUUGCACUUUUUGAGGAAUCAGAAUUACCUUUUUGAAAUACCUGUUGAACAAUGCGUAUUCAUAUUAAAG